AUGGCUAAACCAGUCGAUCCAAAUAAAGAAGAUAAAUAUUCAACAGCUAUAUUAAAUCGUAAAGAACGUCCAAAUCGUUUAAUUAUUGAUGAUGCUAUUAAUGAUGAUAAUAGUGUUGUUGCAUUAUCACAACAAAAAAUGGAUGAAUUACAAUUAUUUCGUGGUGAUACAGUUUUACUUAAAGGUAAAAAACGUCGUGAAACAAUAUGUAUUGUACUUGCUGAUGAUACAUGUCAAAAUGAUCGUAUAAGAAUGAAUCGUGUUGUACGAAAUAAUUUACGUGUACGUUCAGGUGAUAUUGUAUCAAUACAAGGUUGUCAAGAUGUUAAAUAUGGUAAACGUAUACAUGUUUUACCUAUUGAUGAUACAGUUGAAGGGAUAACAGGAAAUUUAUUUGAAGUUUAUUUAAAACCAUAUUUUGUUGAAGCAUAUAGACCUGUACGUAAAGGUGAUGUUUUUAUUGUACGUGCAGCAAUGCGUGCUGUUGAAUUUAAAGUUAUUGAAACUGAACCAAGUCCAUAUUGUAUUGUUGCACCUGAUACAGUUAUACAUUGUGAAGGUGAUCCAAUAAAACGUGAAGAAGAAGAAGCAUCUUUAAAUGAAAUUGGUUAUGAUGAUAUUGGUGGUGUUAGAAAACAACUAGCACAAAUUAAAGAAAUGGUUGAAUUACCAUUAAGACAUCCACAAUUAUUUAAAACAAUUGGUGUUAAACCACCAAGAGGUAUUCUUUUGUAUGGACCACCGGGCACGGGUAAAACUUUAAUAGCACGUGCUGUAGCUAAUGAAACCGGUGCAUUCUUCUUUUUAAUUAAUGGACCGGAAAUUAUGUCGAAAUUAGCUGGUGAAUCUGAAUCAAAUUUACGUAAAGCAUUCGAAGAAGCGGAAAAGAAUUCUCCAGCUAUUAUAUUUAUUGAUGAACUUGAUGCUAUUGCACCAAAACGUGAAAAAACUCAUGGUGAAGUUGAACGUCGUAUUGUUUCUCAAUUAUUAACAUUAAUGGAUGGUCUUAAACAACGUUCACAUGUUAUUGUUAUGGCAGCAACAAAUCGACCAAAUUCAAUUGAUCCAGCAUUACGUCGUUUUGGUCGUUUUGAUCGUGAAGUUGAUAUUAGUAUACCAGAUGCUGUUGGUCGUUUAGAAAUUCUUCGUAUACAUACAAAAAAUAUGAAAUUAGGUGAAGAUGUUGAUCUUGUACAAAUUGGUAAUGAAACACAUGGUUAUGUUGGUGCUGAUUUAGCAUCAUUAUGUUCUGAAGCUGCUUUACAACAAAUACGUGAAAAAAUGGAUGUCAUUGAUUUAGAAGAAGAUACAAUUGAUGCUGAAGUACUUGAUUCAUUAGCUGUUACACAAGAUAAUUUUCGUUUUGCACUUAAUCAAUCAAAUCCAUCAGCUUUACGUGAAACAGUUGUUGAAGUACCAACAACAACAUGGGAAGAUAUUGGUGGUUUAGAAAAUGUUAAACGUGAAUUACAAGAACUUGUUCAAUAUCCUGUUGAACAUCCAGAAAAAUUUCUUAAAUUUGGUAUGACACCAUCACGUGGUGUACUCUUUUAUGGACCACCAGGUUGUGGUAAAACAUUAUUAGCAAAAGCUAUUGCUAAUGAAUGUCAAGCAAAUUUUAUUUCAGUAAAAGGUCCUGAAUUAUUAACUAUGUGGUUUGGUGAAUCUGAAGCAAAUGUACGUGAUGUAUUUGAUAAAGCUCGUCAAGCAGCACCAUGUGUACUCUUUUUUGAUGAAUUAGAUUCAAUUGGUAAGAUAAAAUGAAUGACUCAGAAAUAAUGAUAAGAGAAUGUUUUUUUUUU
Molecule: messenger RNA, 1802 nt
Organism: Rotaria sordida
Lineage: Eukaryota; Metazoa; Rotifera; Eurotatoria; Philodinida; Philodinidae
Source: the annotation of a GenBank genome assembly